Rotaria socialis is the source of this 2001-nucleotide messenger RNA. The record is from the annotation of a GenBank genome assembly. NCBI's taxonomy places the organism in Eukaryota, Metazoa, Rotifera, Eurotatoria, Philodinida, Philodinidae.
AUGUCACCAGCUACAAUGCGACAAAAAUGUCGAACGAUUGAAAACUAUCUGGUUGUGUGGGCUGAUGCAAACAUUGACCUAAACAACGCAGAUUGCCAACAUGUGUUGACGCAACUGCGCGGUGCAGUCAAUCAAGUGAGUACAUGCACUACAUCUACUGAAUGCAUUCAAUUACUAAAUGACAAUAAAGAGGAGACAACAUUUGUCAUCUCCUCUGGUGCAUUAGGACAACAUCUACUGCCAGACAUUCAUCCCUUGCCAAAAUUGAAUGAUGUGUCUGUAUUUUGUAGCCGUAAACAGUUUCAUGAAGAAUGGGCCAAAAAUUGGAAGAAAAUCAAAGGUGUGUAUACGUCGAUCGAGCCAAUAUGUGACGAAUUGCAGCAUGCAGUCAAGGAAUGUAAUCAGGACAACAUAUCCGUCAGCAUUGUUAGUGUGAAUGAAGAAGAUUCCAAUAGAAAACUCAAUCAGCUGGAACCCACCUUUAUGUAUUCACAAAUAUUCAAGGAAAUACUCCUUCAAAUGGAGUUUGGUGAUCAUGAUAUGAAAGACCUGAUCAAAUUUCGCCUAGAAGAAUAUCGAGGCAAUGACAAAGAAAUAAAGAUUAUCAAUGAAUUCCAACAUGCUUAUCGUCCAGAAAACGCCAUUUCGUGGUAUACCCGCGAGUGUUUCACUUAUAAAAUGCUCAACGGAGCUUUGAGAACACUCAAUGGCGAUAUUAUGAUUCGAAUGGGAUUUUUUCUUUGUGAUCUACAUCAACAGAUCGAAAAAAUACAUAAGACGCAAGUUGAUAAGUAUCAUGGUAAUAUCUUCCAAGUUUAUAGGGGACAAGGAUUAACGUCAACCGACUUCAGCCAACUUGAAAAAAACAAAAAUGGCCUUAUAUCUUUCAAUAAUUUCCUAUCUACUAGUACAAACAGAGGUAUAUCACUUGGUUUCGCCCAAAAAGCCUUAAAAAUGCCCAAUAUGAUAGGCAUUCUUUUUCAAAUUUUGAUUGAUCCCUCGAUUCAAUCGAGCCCAUUCGCCUCCAUUCAGGAGAUAAGCUAUUUCAAGACAGAAGCUGAGAUCCUAUUUUCGAUGCAUACCGUUUUUCGAAUAAAUAGCAUUGAAAAACUCGAUAGCGAACGUCCACUAUACCAAGUGGAUCUUAUACUCACGUCAGAUGACGACAAACAACUCCGUGAACCUACAGAACUUAUAAGAGAAGAAGCUUCAGGCUUCACAGGUUGGACACGAUUGGGUAAAUUGCUGAUUAAAAUAGGUCAAUUCGACAAGGCCGAAAAAUUAUAUAACUCACUAUUGGAACAUGCAUCAAAAGACACCGAUAGAGCGUUCUUCUACCACCAACUUGGCCGACUAAAAAGUGAACAAGGAAAGUAUGAAGAAGCAGCUAAGCUGCUCGAAGUAUCUCUCGCAAUCGACCAAACAAGUCUACCAGAAGAUGAUGCUGAUAUGGCUAUUACUUACGGCAACAUAAGUUCGGUCUAUUAUCAACAGGGCAACUACUCGAAAGCACUUGAAUUUUCCGUAAAGGAUUUAGAAAUCAAGAAAAAACCUCUACCGCCGAAUCAUCCCGAUCUGGCUAUCAGCUACAACACCAUUGGGCUUGUGUAUGGUGGUAUGGGUAACUACACAAAGGCAACUGAAUCUUAUGAGAAAACACUUAAAAUAGUAGAAAUAGCUCUGCCUCCAAAUCAUCCCAACUCGGCUAUUGCGUUCAGCAACAUAGGCCAAAUAUAUCAAAAAAUGGGUGAAUACUCAAAAGCACUUGAAUGUUACGAGAAAGAUCUGGAAAUUAAGAAAAAAAGUUUGCCUGCAGAUCAUCCGAGUUUCGCUAUUACUUUUGCUAAUAUCGGCCAAGUGUAUGACAAAAAGGGCGACUACUUGAAAGCAUUGGAAUUUCUAGAGAAAGCACUUGCAAUCCGACAAAAAUCACUUCCAUCAACACACCCACUAAUUAAAGUAGCGAUGUAUAAUGUUGACUAUAGAAAAAAGAAGCUAUAA